Molecule: messenger RNA, 1529 nt
Organism: Emericellopsis atlantica
Lineage: Eukaryota; Fungi; Ascomycota; Sordariomycetes; Hypocreales; Bionectriaceae
Product: rab-GTPase-TBC domain-containing protein
Exons: 3
Coding region: 250-1449 (399 amino acids)
Biological process (GO): positive regulation of GTPase activity; endoplasmic reticulum to Golgi vesicle-mediated transport
Cellular component (GO): endoplasmic reticulum membrane
Molecular function (GO): GTPase activator activity
Source: RefSeq, a predicted model, not a curated record
GUGCCUGCUAGAUUAGGCAAUCAGCUUCGUUUGACGACACGACAUGACGUUGCUUCCCAAAGACUAUAAACAUCGAGGCAGCAACAACGAACGAGCUGGCCUCAAACACCCGUAGCUUGCAAUAACUUGCCGAGACGCAACUUUUCCAUCCAACUUCGGUUACUGUUCUUUACACGCGGUACCAAUGUCCGCGCGGCUAUCGUAGCAUCGCUUGAGCCGAAUCCGCGCGACCGCGGUUCGAUACGAUCCAUGGCGCAACAUGACGAGAAAGUCGCCCUGCGCAGUGACUUGUCUUCAACGAGCGCGUCCCCCGAACCCUUCGAUCCCGUACUCUUCGAGAAGGAAGAGCGAAUUAGAGAAGCCUGUACAUGGCGCGAUGCCGACAAGCUAAGGUCAUUGGCCCAGUCGCAGGGAGGGCUGCUCAAGGACGAACUGCGCCAGCAGGCUUGGCCGAUACUCAUGGGACUGUCUGGUCUAGGGGACGCAGACGAGAAGCAUGAUCAUAUCAGUAGCGAAUGGGAAACCCUCCCACCUCACAGGGACGAGAGCCAGGUCGAACUUGACGUGAAUCGCUCGUUCGUGUACUACCCACAUGACCAGUCAGACCGCGAGCUCGAUCGAAGGAAAGCCGAGCUAUCAGCGCUGAUCACUCAAGUCCUGCGAGAGAACCCCUACCUCUGCUACUUCCAGGGCUACCACGACAUAUGCCAAGUCAUACUCCUCGUCCUCGCUCCAGAGCUUCGCGCGCCUGUUGUCGCACGCCUCUCGGUCCUGCGAAUACGCGACUUCAUGCUGCCCUCGCUCGCCCCGACUACAGCCCAGCUACGACUCCUGCCCGACAUACUAUCAGUCGCGGACCCGAAAUUAUGGCGGCACCUCCUCGGUGUUGAGCCUUUCUAUGCGCUCUCAGGGACAUUGACUAUGUUUGCCCACAACAUUGAGGCCUAUUCAGACAUUGCUCGGCUUUUCGAUGUUUUCUUGGCCAGAGAACCCGUCUUUAGCAUAUACAUGUUUGCCCAGAUCGUAUUAGACAGGCGAGACGAAAUCUUCGAGAUAGACGAACCAGAUAUGCUCCAUGUCAUCUUGGGCAAGGUGCCGCCUCGGAUGGAUUUAGAUGCCCUCAUUGUCGACUCGGCUUCGCUCCUUGAGCGACACCCGCCCGAGAAACUGCGCGCAUGGCGUGGAAUCUCUAGGUCUAGCUCUCUGAAAACUGUGCGCCAUGUCGAAGAUUGCGCAAAACAGACUUUGACAGACGGGCAGCACUUCUUUGAAGCGCAAGCGACAGAACUGCAGAGGGCAGAGAUGAGGGACAGGGUCAAGGCGAAACUCUGGGCAUAUAGGAAGCCAGCCCGGACGGUCGGUGCAGCGUUCGCGUUUGGCAUAUUGGCCAUGUAUCUCCGGCGUAACCCAGGCAUUGUGCAUCAAAUCGUAGGACUAUUCAUGCGAUGAAAAUCAAUAUCAAUAAUACGAGGAACGAUAGAUGGCCUGCUUCACAGUCGGAAUGUGUCAUUCAAACGACCUCAGAUGCC